This is a messenger RNA of Striga asiatica, 591 nucleotides long. Lineage: Eukaryota; Viridiplantae; Streptophyta; Magnoliopsida; Lamiales; Orobanchaceae. The record is from the annotation of a GenBank genome assembly.
AUGGAGUUUUUCUCCACGAUUGCUAUGCACGAUCAAGCCAAGUACCUGACAGCUCAGCUCAAAGGUAAAGAAUACAAGAUCACAGGUAAGGUACUAUGCGACAUUUAUAAGUUCACGACUAAAGAACCACGCGCAAGUCCGAUGGGAUUCAAGGUCGACCCGCAUUGGGUGCUUUUAUCUCCGUGUGAGCAAUUUAAGAAGAUGGUGGCAUCUUCCGGUUUGAUCUCGGACGUGGUUCACAAGUACCUUUGUCACAUGAUCUUCGGGAAACAGGAAUCGAACAAAGUGAGUGAGCAGCAGAUGCUCAGUCGUUAUCACAAGGAAAACCGAGUUCAGGCUAACGAACCGAGCAUCUUUGCCGAGUGGAUAAGUGUGAAGGAACUCCACCAUGCUCAGUUCAUCAAGACGGCUUCAGCCACCGGGUCGUCCCAAACGACAGCGGGUACGUCGGGUGCUCCCGUUCAGACAACACCUCAUGGCAUCGGCGAGGACGACGCAGAUGCCAAAGACCGACCUGAUCGCGAGGCCUCUCAGAACUUACCUUCGAAGUCGAGGCAAACCGAUGCUUACUCCGAGCAGGCUCCAGUCUGA